This is a messenger RNA of Schistosoma turkestanicum, 1683 nucleotides long. The record is from the annotation of a GenBank genome assembly. Lineage: Eukaryota; Metazoa; Platyhelminthes; Trematoda; Strigeidida; Schistosomatidae.
UUUUAGGUGAAGAUAUUAAUUGUUAGAUCAAAAUAUCCAACUGAUGUAUUACAUUCAAUGUUCAAUUAUAAUUUUACAAUCAAUCAUUUAUUGUACAGGUUUUGUCAGUUUAUACAUAGAAAAAGAAAUCUAUCACAAAGUUAAUUCAGAAUAUAAUAUUUAUCAGAGGAAUUUCACUUUUGAUGUAGCUAAAGAAAUUCUACCAGUUAAAUUAUUAAUUAUUACUUUAUAUUCAUUUAUAACAUUGAUGGGUGUGACAGGAAAUCUGUUAGUAGUAUGGGUUGUAUUACGUGUAAAAUUAUUACAAACAAUUACAAAUAUAUUUAUUGCAAAUUUAGCUGUUUCUGAUAUUUUAAUGAGUCUUGUAGCUACACCCUUUACUCCGUUAUCAUUAUACAUGAGUAAUUGGACAUUACCUGAAGCUGUAUGUAAACUGUUGCCAACGACUAUGGGUGUUUCAGUUUAUGUUUCUACAUUAACAUCAAUGGCAAUCGCUUUGGAUCGAUUUUUUGUUAUUGUGCAUCCAUUUCUGCCACGAAUGAAAGUAUGGUUAUGCUUUAUUAUCAUAUUUACUGUAUGGAUAAUAGCUGUACUUAUUUCAAUGCCAUUAGCUGUUUAUCAACAAAAGCAUAAAGAUCCUAUCAAUAAUGUAUCAAGUUGUCGAGAAAAUUGGCCCAAAGAAUCAUCACGUGAAGUAUUUACAAUUGUUAGCUUCGUUCUACAAUUUGUUAUACCAUGUAGUAUUAUUUCAGUAUGUUAUUUUCGUAUAAGUUUGUUAUUACGCGCUAGAUUACAUACACAAAUUGGUAGUGGAACUAAAACACAUAUGAAAGAGGAACGUGAAAUAAAACGUAAACGUCGAACAAACACAAUGUUAAUGGCAAUGGUAAUUAUAUUUGUUGUUUGUUGGAUACCAUUAAAUAUUUUAUGGAUGGUUAUGGAUGUAUAUAGUGAAGAACAAAUAAAUGAUGUACAAAAUUCUAAUAAUUUCAGUUUAAUCUUUUUUGUAUGCCAUUUAUUAGCUAUGAGUAGUGCUGUAUACAACCCAUUUCUAUAUGCAUGGAUGAAUAGCAAUUUUCGUAAAGAGUUUCAUCGUAUUUUACCAUGCUUCUUUCUAAAAUCAAGAUUUUAUGCAAAUCAAAUUACUACACAAACUGUUGGUGGUGAAUAUACAGCUGUACGUGUAAAUUAUUUGAAUUCAACAAUUCAACCACCAUCUGCAGUUCUACGAGGUAGUGUAGAAUUGAAAGAAACUAGUCGAAUUAUGUCAAAUGAAUUGACUAUAAAACAACAACCACAACAAAAUGAUAAUAUGAAUUACAAUAACAAUAUCAUUAAUAAAAAUGAUGAUACUUUUAUUAGUCAUAUUGAAGAAACAGGUAAACAAGAUGUUCAUAAACAAUUAACUCAUAGAACACAGGCAAUAAUUUAUCACAAUCAGUCAGAUGAAUGUCUAAACAGAAUAAAUACAAAUUUAGACAAUCAAAUAAUGAUGGAAACCAUUGGUAAUAAUAAUAAUAAUAAUAGUGAUAUUAAUAAUAAUAAAGUUCUUGAAAAUAUCAACUGUCCGCAAAUAUUCAUCCUUAAGACAACUGAACCGUGAAUAAACCUUAUAUGUCUCGAAAUAUGUAUAGAUAUUAAUUAUUAUAGAUAAUGAAAAUUAUUUUUAUGUUAAAUUUUCUA